This is a messenger RNA of Kockovaella imperatae, 1653 nucleotides long. RefSeq lists its product as hypothetical. The transcript has 5 exons. NCBI's taxonomy places the organism in Eukaryota, Fungi, Basidiomycota, Tremellomycetes, Tremellales, Cuniculitremaceae. The record is from RefSeq and is a predicted model, not a curated record. Bases 357 to 1631 code for a protein of 424 amino acids.
CACCUGUACCACCAUCCGAUACUUAUGGUCUAAGGCGACUAUCAAGGGCGAGGGGAAUCCUUGACAUAACUCAUUCCUUUGUCCUCUGCAAUUCAUCAUUAUCAUCCGUUUCUUGGGUUGCGAGGGAGGUGACUCCGACCCCAAAAAUCCUGAUCCACCUUGAUCUCCAACAUGGACAAGGCCCGAAUGAGCACACGCCCAAGCGGAAGAUUGUAGAAACCGAGAGCCUGACCCAAAGGACGCGGAGGCAUAGGCCCCAACCACCAAAACUGGGUUCUUGACAGACCAAGUGACGCGUGUGUUUCCCCCGUCACUACCUUCUUCGGACCAGGUGGCCUCAUUGGAAAUUGUAAACAAUGACUUCCCUACCGUCCUCCUGGACCAACCGCAUGGCAGCACUCUCGACCCGUCGAUAUCUCAUAUGUCUCAUAGUCGUCCUGGCUGUACUCUUCCUCACCGCAGUGUACAAUUUUGGUGAUUCCUCUUAUAUUGGCCUAGGUUCCUCCUCCUCUUUCAGACCGGCCGACGAUUACAUUAUCGACCCUUCAGAAUCUCAAAGGCCACCACUUCCCUUUUACCCUCUGAACCCGGCGUCACCUUUCUCUUCCAGUGCCUCAUCUCUCUAUCCUCCAGAUAAGGACUUGCCUCGCGUGUUCUUGUUCUUACCUAUAAACUCUGCCGGAGCACAUGAGUCGCCUCGAUUUUGUCGAGCGAUUCAAGGUGCCAUAGCGAGCGGAUGGCAACCUAUCAUAUUCAAUUGGGAUGUUCAAGAACAAUACCAGAAGCACAAGCCAUUUGGCCUCAGAGAUAUUCUCAACUCUCCCAAAUAUACCGCUGGAAUCAAGGAAGAUGAUUUAAUCUUCAUGAUGGAUUCAUGGGAUGUCUGGCUACAGCUCUCACCGAGAGUCAUGGCGAGGAGAUUUCUGGAGUAUGAUGAGGAUAUAUUGGUCGCUGCGGAGAAGAAUUGUUUCCCGAAUUCUCCAGAAAGUCACGAUUGUAGAGACGUUCCAGCGUCUCCUGUGUUACCCGAGCUCUAUCUGGAGGAUGAGAAUCCUCACGAUCUGAACCCACUCGAGCUUUUGCCCAAACACGCCAAUUCUGGUACUAUCAUUGGCCGGCUUCACAAGAUGAGAGAGUUCUACAACAAUCUCACACAGUACAUGGAGAGCGAAGAGUAUUAUUGGUACGAUGAUCAAGGGGCAUUCAACAUUUGGCUAGCGGAUCGAAAAGUCAAGCUAGACUACUAUAAUCGACUCUUUUGGCCGGCACACGACGACUUCCACAACAUGCAGUUUCUCGGGACUCGAUAUCCCCCAGAUCCCUCUAUAUUCUACGACAUGGUCGAUGAUGAAGGAUCUGAGAUCCUCCCUUGGAGUCUUUACCCGCCAUUAGGACAUCACUCGUUGACAGGGCAGAUCCCCAUCGCGAUACAUUUCAACGGUGGAUCCAAGGAGCAUUUGGAGUAUUGGUGGGGGAAACUAUGGUGGUCUUCCGACAAGUCACGAUUCAAGCCUGUGGUGAGGCGUCGGAUGGACCAGGGCAAAAUUAGGUUCGUGACGGAGACGGGAUAUCGGCAAGAAUCAAUCCGAUCGUUAUGUCCUGAGCUGGAGAUAUGGUCUCAGGCCAGGUGAGGUGAGUGUGAGGGAACUGUGU